Molecule: messenger RNA, 1050 nt
Organism: Soboliphyme baturini
Lineage: Eukaryota; Metazoa; Nematoda; Enoplea; Dioctophymatida; Soboliphymatidae
Source: the annotation of a GenBank genome assembly
AUGGACACCGGCGAGCAACAGCUGAAAUCAAUGGGACUUCAGUUACCGCUCCGUCGUUCUUCCGAUUUAAUGACGUUAGGCGUCAUGUCAGCUGCAGGGGCCUUUCAGCAGUUGUCGCACUCCAGUCCGCCAAACCCGUGUAACGGCAAUGUCACCGCCAGUUCGAUCUGCUCAUCAGGAACGGGCAACCAGUCGGCCUCUAGUCCUUCGCUGUCCAAUUCAGCGAAUGGAGGCAACAGCAAGAAAGAUGACAGAGUAAAGCGACCAAUGAACGCCUUCAUGGUCUGGUCUCGAGGCCAGCGACGGAAAAUGGCGCAGGAGAAUCCAAAGAUGCACAAUUCGGAGAUUAGCAAGCGUCUUGGACUGGAAUGGAAAAAUCUUUCCGAAAGCGAGAAAAGGCCUUUUAUUGAUGAAGCCAAACGGCUACGUGCUGAUCAUAUGAAACAACACCCGGACUAUAAGUAUAGACCACGGCGAAAGCAGAAGACCCUUAUGAAAAAGGACAAGUUCAUGACUUCAGCAGGACUUUUACCUCCUGGCCUGGAUCCGAUGAAAGCUGCCGCUGGCCAGCAGUCUGUGUACCAAAUGGCUUAUCCGAUGAUGACGGCCAGUCCUCCUAACGGUGCUUAUAAUAUUGGCAACUUUGCCGCGAACGAUCCAUACCAGCAGCAGAUCGCAGCGUAUGCUCGCUACGAUCCAAUGACAAUGGCAAUGCAGCACAUGCAGGGUAUGCAGGCGACCCAGACGCCAACAUCACCCUACCUGAAUGGUUCUGCAGCUCCGUAUCACCCGGCCGCGGCGGGUUACGGUGGCAUGCCGUAUUCGGCUCAGAUCUCUGCGAAUCCUUAUGGCAGCUCCGGCCCGGUCCCCCUCCCUGUCAAGUCUGAAAGCUUAAGCCCGCAGCCAUCGUUGGGCGGCAUUGCGGCCUCCAGAAGAAAUGACAUCAGCGACUUCAUUAAUGUUUACCUGCAACCCAGUGCCGACAGCCAAAAGCUGCAGUACAUGCAGAACGUGAACGCUAUGAAUUCGGUGCCUCUGAAUCACAUAUAG